Penicillium canescens is the source of this 1623-nucleotide messenger RNA. RefSeq lists its product as uncharacterized. Gene Ontology annotation, molecular function: transmembrane transporter activity. Gene Ontology annotation, biological process: transmembrane transport. Bases 1 to 1623 code for a protein of 540 amino acids. The transcript is spliced from 7 exons. The record is from RefSeq and is a predicted model, not a curated record. Lineage: Eukaryota; Fungi; Ascomycota; Eurotiomycetes; Eurotiales; Aspergillaceae.
AUGGAAAAGGAAACUAACGACGACCAUAGCGCUACCCGGGAUCGGCGCCUAUUUGAGGAUGAAUCUGAUAUUCAAAUCGAUUAUCCUACAGGUUGGAGGCUGUGGGUAAUUACAAUAGGUCUUCUCAUUGGCCUCUAUCUGGUCAACCUCGAAGUGACAAUUGUGAGCACCUCGCUUGUCAGUAUCACAAAUGAUCUCGACGGCUUCAAGAAAACAAGUUGGGUUGUUACGGGCUUCUUAACAACAUACACAGCUUUCAUGCCAAUAUGGACCAAAAUAAGCAAUAUUAUUGGACGCAAAAGAACAUUCGUUGCUGCACUUGUUGUCUUUUUGGCAUUUUCUCUCGGAUGCGGAGUGUCUCAAAAAAUGAAUCACUUGAUCAUAUUUCGGUCACUACAAGGUGCAGGCGGAGCAGGAAUCUACUCCCUUGCAAUUCUAUGUAUGUAUGAGCUGGUUCCGAAACCGAAGGUUCCAUUCUAUGGCGCAUUGCUAGCAGUUACUAUCGCGCUCGCGUCCUUGACUGGCCCCAUUUUCGGUGGUCUUGUUGCAGAGAACUCGGCAUGGAGGUGGGCCUUUUAUCUGAACCUCCCACCAGGAGGAUUGGCAGUCCUUAUGUUAAUCGUUGCAAUGCCUUCGGACUUUGGAACCAUAAACCCACAGCCAUUAUCCGCCCUAAUACCAAGCUAUUCCCUCUUCCAAAGCCUCGAUGCGCUAGGCUCCUUCCUGCUACUGGGUGCGUCUCUUCUGCUGGUAACGGUAUUAAACGAAACAAAUAUUGAGUUCGAUUGGUCUUCGGGAACUGCCAUUGCCUUGAUAGUUCUUUCUGGGGUUAUGUGGGUUGCAUUCUUUGCAUGGGAGUGGUUUAUACCUGAUUACCUACUGGGUCUGAAACCGAUAUUUCCGAAGCGGUUCUUCCACAAUAAAGCAUGGAUGGGAAUGUUGGCCACCAACUUCCUUUGCGGCUGCCCUUGGAAUGUAGUCAUCGUCUACCUGGCCCAAAGAUUCCAGCUCAUCACCAGGCUCGAGCCCCUUGAUGCUGGUGUUCACAUCAUACCAUAUGCCGCAGUUGCAACAGUGGCUACUAUGGUAACAUGUCUAGCGAGCCGCAAACUCCGUAUACCUGUGGUUUACUUCUCGCUGAUUGGAUCUAUGCUACACACCAUUGGCAUGGCGCUUUUAACAACACUCCCAGAGAACUCAUCUUACCCUGCAAAGGGAUAUGGAUUUGAAGCCAUCGCUGGUGCCGGUGUGGGAAUUACAAUCGGUAUUUUGACAUUGGCUGUGCCAUUUAUUGUCGAAGCCAGAGACUUAGCUACGGCUACGGGAGCUCUCAACCAAGCUCGAUUCCUAGGUGGAGCGAUUGGAUUAGCCAUUGCGUCAAACAUCCUCUAUGGGAAACUUAAAAGUGAUUUGCCCGAUAAUUUGCCCUCCGAUCAGGUUAAUCAAGUCAUCGAAAGAGCUGGUGUUUUAGAUACCCUGCCAGAGAAGGUUCAAAAGGCAGCAGGAACCGUCUUUGCUCAGAGCUACACGGUACAGUUUCAGGCUAUGAUUGCCUUUGCUGCCUUGCAAGUUCCAGCAUCCUUGUUGAUCUUUAAGCGUGGGCGGCAAUACGUUGCCACAUAG